GGCAUCGGAGCCGAAUGACCCGGAUUUGCAAGCGUCGAGCCCCUCCCGCGCAGGAGCCCGGAUGAGGAAGUGCAGCGCUGACAGGGCUGGGUUCCGUCAGAGAGUCGAAGCCGAACCGCGUCCAGACAGACCCGAACAGAGCCGCACAGCGAGCCGAACCCGCCGCCUUCAGUCCCGCAGAGACCGCCACCGAGCGCCGCAGACAUGAGCGAGCAGCAGUUGGACUGUGCGCUGGACCUGAUGAGGCGCUUGCCUCCGCAGCAGAUCGAGAAGAACCUCAGCGACCUCAUCGACCUGGUGCCCAGUCUGUGUGAAGACCUGCUGUCGUCGGUGGAUCAGCCACUGAAGAUCGCGCGUGAUAAAGUGGUGGGCAAAGACUAUCUGCUGUGUGACUACAACCGUGAUGGAGACUCCUACAGAUCUCCCUGGAGUAAUAAAUACGAGCCUCCGAUCGAUGACGGCGCCAUGCCCUCGGCUCGUUUGCGCAAGCUGGAGGUGGAGGCUAACAACGCCUUCGAUCAGUACAGAGACCUGUAUUUCGAGGGCGGGGUUUCCUCCGUCUACCUGUGGGAUCUGGAUCACGGAUUCGCCGGAGUCAUCCUCAUCAAGAAAGCUGGAGACGGCUCCAAGAAGAUCAAGGGAUGCUGGGACUCCAUCCACGUGGUGGAGGUGCAGGUGAGAGCUCAACCUUUCUUACAGCUCCACCAAUUAUACAAGAAGCCAUUCACAUUCAUAACAACAUUAGAUUUAUGGGUAGUGAGUUUUUUGCUUUAUUACAUUCAUUUUAUUUAUUUUUUGUAUGGUAUUUUAGAAACAUAUUGUAAGUUUCAAAAAGUUUGGAAAACGUCUCAGAGUCUCUUCUGCUCACCAAGGCUGCAUUUAUUUGAUCAAAAAGUUUUGGUAAAAUGGAGCGUUCAGACGCUGGCGGAUAAAUCGAAGCAGGAGGCUCUGAAGAACGACCUGAUGCAAGUGCUUAGCCAACGCAGCAAACAGCAAAGCUAGAGACGAUCACCUGCCCGUCUCUCUCUCCGUCUGUCUGUCUCACUCUCUGUCUCUCCACCUCACAGCUGUCUGUCUCCAUCUGCGCAAAACAAAUGAAAAAGGAGAAAAGGCUACGCUUUUUGUUUUUGUAUUUCAGCUCGCGUUUCACUGCACCCGUCUCUCUCUCUCUGGUCUGUAAUCAUGUAGUAUUAAGAUGGCGUCUGAUUGGCUCUCGGUGACAUCAUCGCAGCGGGGGGGCGGAGCUUUUCUCCCGCCAUCAGAAGAACACGUUUUCUCGUAGUCUCACCCGUCACAUACGUGCGUCAGGAAUAAACGAGGAGCGGGUGAUUAUAUUAAUAUAUAUAAAUAUACACACGUGUAUGUAUUAUGAGCAUUAUCUUGCUGUUAAUAUUAAACUUUCUGCUUGAGUCCACACAGAUGAGUGUGUAUAUGCGUGAGUGUGUUUGUGUCAUUAAGCCACAAACAUAUUCCUCUCUCUGUCCAUUCGGGAGCGUCAGACAGUUUCGUUGUUUUCUUUGGGGUGGAUUAUUUGUCAAGUUAAUUUUUUUCUUUUGGUCUUUUUUUUUUUUUGUAAAGCUUACAGUUUAUGUUAAAUUAGGGCCUCCAGCAACAAUAAAAAGAGGAAAAACU
Molecule: messenger RNA, 1632 nt
Organism: Sinocyclocheilus anshuiensis
Lineage: Eukaryota; Metazoa; Chordata; Actinopteri; Cypriniformes; Cyprinidae
Product: F-actin-capping protein subunit beta-like
Exons: 7
Coding region: 205-1002 (265 amino acids)
Biological process (GO): actin cytoskeleton organization; barbed-end actin filament capping; cell morphogenesis
Cellular component (GO): cytoplasm; F-actin capping protein complex
Molecular function (GO): actin filament binding
Source: RefSeq, a predicted model, not a curated record